Soboliphyme baturini is the source of this 822-nucleotide messenger RNA. The record is from the annotation of a GenBank genome assembly. NCBI's taxonomy places the organism in Eukaryota, Metazoa, Nematoda, Enoplea, Dioctophymatida, Soboliphymatidae.
AUAUUUAUCGAUAACAAGUUCGUGAAUUCCGUCAGUGAAAAAACUUUUGAGGACAUCAACCCGGCCAGUGGCGAAAAAAUAGCUGAUAUACAGGCGGGUGACAAAGCAGAUGUAGACAAGGCCGUUUUGGCAGCCCGUAAAGCCUUCGAAAGAAACAGCAAGUGGAGGUCGAUGGAUGCCUCCGCCAGAGGUAAGCUGUUGUGGACGCUGUCCGAUUUGUUGGAGAAGAACAUCGAUGAAGUUGCGUCACUUGAAUGCCUGGACGCUGGGAAGCCUUUCAGGCAGGCGGAAAGCGACGUUCAUUUGGCAAUCAACUGGCUGCGCUACUUCGCAGGAAUGGCGGACAAGAUCUGCGGCAAAACCAUACCCGUUGAUGGCAAUUACAUGUGCUACACCCGCUGCGAACCCGUCGGUGUCGUCGGGGCCAUAGUGCCGUGGAACUUUCCGCUGGUUAUGUUUUGUCAAAAGCUGGCCCCUGCUGUCACUGCUGGUUGUACGUUGGUAAUGAAACCCGCAGAGCAGACGCCGUUAACAGCUCUGUAUUUGGCAUCUCUAACCGUUCAGGCCGGUUUUCCACCCGGAGUCAUCAACGUCGUCACUGGACUUGGCAGCACUGCUGGAGCCGCGUUGUCCAGCCAUAUGGAUGUCGACAAAAUAUCGUUCACCGGAAGCACUCAAGUGGGCCGCUUGAUCAUGAAAGCGUCAGGGGAUUCCAACCUGAAGAAGCUAACUCUCGAAUUGGGAGGAAAAAGCCCAUUGGUCGUUUUUGCGGACGCUGACAGUAAGUGCAAAAAAACAAAUGCUGAGUUUCCGGGUGACUGA